AUGGGAGGGAUCAGUGAGACGGCGGUGAAUAAAGAUGAUCUAAUUGCGCUGUCAUGCGUGUGCUACGUGUGCACGUAUGGCUCUCAUGACUGCGGCGGCAUGCUGGUGCGGCGUCGACACUUGUUUUUAUGGCUCUCAUGA
Molecule: messenger RNA, 141 nt
Organism: Chondrus crispus (carragheen)
Lineage: Eukaryota; Rhodophyta; Florideophyceae; Gigartinales; Gigartinaceae
Exons: 1
Coding region: 1-141 (46 amino acids)
Source: RefSeq, a predicted model, not a curated record